GGGGCGUGGCUUGGCGCCGGACGAGAAUGGCCGCCUAAUCUCCUCGCUCCGCUCCCGACCGCCCCAUAAGCACAUCUAAACAGCGCAAUCUGGCACCCAUGGGACGCACCAAGCGAGCCCAAAUGACCCCCUCCACGCCAAGAACUCAGGGGAACAACCCGCACCCCUCGAUCAGAAGCUACCUGCACACCCCAGGCGAUCUUCUCACACAGGAGGAACUAUCCAAUAUGGCGCCCUCCUCACCGAGCUCCACACUAUCGGAAGAAGUCCCCAACACUGGAACGAACGGAACUGCCGCGCCAGCACCAGACUGGUAUGCCCUUUAUGCAUCCCUACCUAAGAAGGAGGACUUCCACUCCCUCCUGGAAGAGGUUAAAACCACGCUGCACACAGAAAUAUCAGCUCUGGGCUCCUCCAUUACAGCACUAGAGACCAGAGUGCAGGCCCUGGAAUCACGACGCCCCGACCUGCCCUGCCCGGCGCUCGCAGCCACGACAGCACAGGCUAAACAGAUCCAGGACCUACGCUUACACAUUGAAGACCUGGAUAAUCGCAGCCGCAGACACAAUAUACGGGUAAGAGGAUGCAGGGAAACAGACCCCCCAGAAGACACGAGGGCCAUUUUGACACCACUCUUUAACCGUAUCCUGAACCGGCCAAGAGACGCCGCAUCCCCAUAGACAGAGCACACAGGGCCCUGAGGCCUAAGCCCCCGCCAGGUGCCCCUCCUAGAGACAUAAUUUGCCACAUCCCAGACUUCCAACUUAAGGAAGAAAUUAUGAGGAAAGCCCGGACGGAGAGGUCCUGGAGGCAUGAGGGGCAGACGGUCGAACUAUAUAACGACCUCUCCCACCUCACCCUACAGGCCCGAAGAGCGCUGCGGCCCCUUACCACCGCCAUGCAGGAGGCCCAAAUACGCUACCGCUGGCAAUUCCCAUUUGCCCUAACAGCUCGGCGAGAUGACACCGAAGCCACGAUAAGAUCACCACAAGACGUACAAGCCUUCCAAGAAGCCCUUGGCCUCCCACAAAUGCCCAUCGCAGACUGGACAAAUUGCCCGAUGAAUGAGCGCUUCACAGGGCGACCAACCCGCCGCCACAUCCAGCAGGGACCAAACGCUGAAUUUACCUCUCUACAGCAAGCGAGCCCAGAGGAAUAA
Molecule: messenger RNA, 1159 nt
Organism: Pelobates cultripes (western spadefoot toad)
Lineage: Eukaryota; Metazoa; Chordata; Amphibia; Anura; Pelobatidae
Source: the annotation of a GenBank genome assembly